AUGGCUCGACGCUUUGCCGCGGCAAUGUCUUCAUUUGCCAAUGGCCACCACAAUGCACCGUCCUUCCUCGUUCCGGCCCAGCGAUACCCCGAGCUCCGCUUGAUCGUCCAGGAGUUGCCGAGUGUGGUCGACGGCGCAGCGGAGAGUCUGCCAAAUGACGUGCGGGAUAGAGUGGAAUUUCAGGCGCACGACUUCUUCACGCCGCAACCUAUCCAGGCCAAUGCGUACCUUUUCCGGAACAUCUCCCACAACUGA
This is a messenger RNA of Aspergillus japonicus CBS 114.51, 255 nucleotides long. RefSeq lists its product as uncharacterized. NCBI's taxonomy places the organism in Eukaryota, Fungi, Ascomycota, Eurotiomycetes, Eurotiales, Aspergillaceae. The record is from RefSeq and is a predicted model, not a curated record. The transcript has 2 exons. Gene Ontology annotation, molecular function: O-methyltransferase activity. The coding region runs from base 1 to 255 and encodes 84 amino acids.